CGGGCGCGAGCCGAGCGCAGCCUCCUCCGCAGCGGGGCCGAGCGGGCGCGGCGUGCGGCCGCCGGCGGGGAUGCGGCUGCCGGCACUGGCCGGCGUGUAGAGGGCGGGUCCCGGGCCUCGGGAGCGCGGCGUGGAGGGGACGGCGUUGGCGGCCAUGGCGACCCCCGGCAACCUGGGGUCUUCGGUCCUGGCGAGCAAGACGAAGACCAAGAAGAAGCACUUCGUAGCGCAGAAAGUGAAGCUGUUUCGGGCCAGCGACCCGCUGCUCAGCGUGCUGAUGUGGGGAGUGAACCACUCGAUCAACGAACUGAGCCACGUUCAAAUCCCUGUUAUGUUGAUGCCAGAUGACUUCAAAGCCUACUCAAAGAUAAAGGUGGACAAUCACCUUUUUAACAAAGAAAACAUGCCGAGCCAUUUCAAGUUUAAGGAAUACUGCCCCAUGGUUUUUCGAAACUUGAGGGAGAGGUUUGGAAUUGAUGAUCAAGAUUUCCAGAACUCCCUGACCAGGAGCGCACCCCUCCCCAAUGACUCCCAGGCGCGGAGUGGGGCCCGCUUCCACACUUCCUACGACAAGAGAUACAUCAUCAAAACCAUCACCAGUGAAGAUGUGGCUGAGAUGCACAACAUCCUGAAGAAAUACCACCAGUAUAUAGUGGAGUGUCACGGGGUCACCCUUCUCCCCCAGUUCUUGGGCAUGUACCGACUGAACGUUGACGGUGUUGAAAUCUACGUGAUUGUGACAAGAAAUGUCUUCAGCCACCGGCUCUCUGUAUAUAGGAAAUAUGACCUAAAGGGCUCUACAGUGGCUAGAGAAGCUAGUGACAAAGAAAAGGCCAAAGAACUGCCAACCUUGAAGGAUAACGAUUUCAUUAACAAGGGCCAAAAGAUUUAUAUUGAUGACAACAACAAAAAGGUGUUCCUGGAGAAACUGAAAAAGGAUGUAGAGUUUCUUGCCCAGCUGAAACUCAUGGAUUACAGCCUGCUGGUGGGCAUUCAUGACGUGGAGAGAGCUGAGCAAGAGGAGGUGGAGUGUGAGGAGAACGAGGGGGAAGAGGAGGGUGAGAGUGAUGGCACUCACCCCGUGGGGACCCCUCCCGACAGCCCUGGAAAUACACUCAACAGCUCCCCCCCUUUGGUCCCCGGGGAGUUCGACCCCAGCAUCGAUGUGUAUGGAAUUAAGUGCCAUGAAAACUCGCCCCGGAAAGAGGUGUACUUCAUGGCAAUUAUUGACAUCCUCACUCAUUAUGAUGCAAAGAAGAAAGCAGCCCACGCAGCAAAAACUGUCAAACAUGGAGCUGGUGCAGAGAUCUCGACUGUGAACCCAGAACAGUAUUCAAAGCGCUUUUUGGACUUUAUUGGCCACAUCUUGACGUAACCUCUUCUGCGGUGUGGGACCGAAGCGGGUGCAGGAAGGACAGAGGGUGGCUUCGGUGGAAGAAACAAGGAAAACCAAACUCAGCGAAGCACACCUGUUUGUUUACACCUUCAGGACAAGAUGACUGAGUUGGGGGCUACUCGCUUUAACAGCUGCCUGAUAUUUCCAGCAUCGUUCUAGCUCUUUCUGACUUUGUAUGCAUCGCAGGUGCAUCCUGAGAAGCGAAUGAAUGAAUUAAUCAGUGGAAACUAGUCAGCUCCCAUCAGAGUGUGUUUGGGCAAAGGUGCUCUGAUCAUAGCUGUGGGUGAAUGAAUGAAUGAAUGAAUGAAUGAAUGAAUGAAUGAACGAACACCCACCUGUGGGGUGAGGGGGAGAAGGAAAUGCAUGUCAGACCUUGUUGGCAUUUCAUGAUAAACUGUGGAUCGGUUUAUUCUGGGGGUGGGGUGGGGGGAGAGUUGAAAGAUGUGAGACAGUAUUCAUAAUAAUAGUGAAGAUAAUAAUAAUGAAGAUAAUAAUUAUGAUGGUGAUUAAAAGGGAAAAAUAAAUCUUACUUUGAAUGUUACACUUCCACCAUGCAAGCUGACCCUACAUAGUUGUCCCUGGCACUGGCAUGAGGAGUUCUGUCAUCUAUGGGCUUUGGGUCAGGCUUCUGCCUCUGAAUGUGUCAGGGACAAAUCCUCCUCCAGUGAGAAGCUGAUGCCCAGUGACUCUGUACAUUCUCACCUCAGUCAACACAUCCAGGAAACCUGCUUACUUUUCUCUUCUUGCUUGGAGCUUCCUCACUGUUACACUCUUCUGUUGCAAUAUAGGAAAUAAUGCUACAAAGUAAAAUAAUAAUAAAAGCUUACCUACAAAGUGCAUAGUUUGGGGCAAUGGUAUCUGUACCUCUCACCAGAACUGAGUUCUCCUUUGAGCUUGGCAAAUCUGAGUUACCAGGUGUUUUUGACCUAGUUCAAACAGUGGUCAGUGGUCUGUCAUUAGGAAUUACCCCUUUAACUGAAACCCUCAACUGUACUGUUUACAUUAUCAGGAAAACAGGGAUCCUUUUGAAUCUAAGAUGUUCAUGUUCAGCAUGUGAUGCUUGAAGUUUACAUGUCAAGUUAUUUUACAGUGUAAGUGAAAUGAUGUCUUUCUUAUUUUGAAAUGUCUGCUGCAUUCAUAUGUAGAGGCAAAUGUCUUAUUCCAAGCCUACAGAAGGCAGCCUUUUAUGGUAAGAGGAAAAGGGUUGCUUGGUUUCCUCCAGAUGUCCAUUUACCCACCUGACUUUUAUUUUUUAAGUGUUUAACCUCACAUCUGGUGAUGUAGGUACAUUGCCCUAAACUGUGCUGAUUGCUCCUAAUCAAGUUACAAAUGUCCAACAUCAAUCAUGUAUUAACAAACUUGCUGACAUUGUCUGAAAGGCGUCUGACAAAGAUUCUAGACUUGCUUAGAGUAGGCUAUCAACUUAUACACUGUGCUAAAGCUGUGCCUUUGAAAUUUUUUGUUUAAAACAUAAAAUGAUUUUUGUAGGCAGUUUCAGAAAAAGAAAAAAAAUCUACCCUCUAGUAAUGACUGACAACUUUGCCAAUCCCCCCCUGCAACCCUCCCUCUUCUGGUGACUUGACUCUGGGGCCCUCAGGACAGUAAUUGUGCCCCGUGUAUGUGGGUUGCUCCUGAAAACACCAAGUGGUAGGAGAGCCCACCUUUGGCAGCAAAAAACGGCACCCUUCAUACUACCGUAUGGCUUCACGUUGAUCUAGCCUCAACCCAUGAAGUUAACACCAAGACGCUGUUGUCUAGCCUUGUUUUGUGUUAUGCGUUUCAGUGAGUCGAAACUGAUUUGUUAAUACACGCACACCUUUCUCUCUGGCAUGGACUCAUUUGCAAUUCUGUGCUUUCUCUGACUCUGAGACCCUGAAGUAAAGUAAGGUACACAUACUUUGUCAUAAACCAUUUCCUCCGUGGCCAAUCUGUGUAUGCUCUUAGACAUUUACAGAAUGCUUUAUUUUUAUUUUUAUUUUUUUUGUCUGUAGCAGUAUCUGUUGUUCAAUUCUAAUUCUGUCAGUCACUGAUCUGGACAGAGUGAGGAAGCUUGCCUUGUGUCCUUCUCCUGACCAGACACUCCACUCAGGAGUUAGCCUUUCCAAAAUAAAGCACUUUGAUGACUCA
Erinaceus europaeus (western European hedgehog) is the source of this 3523-nucleotide messenger RNA. RefSeq names its product phosphatidylinositol-5-phosphate 4-kinase type 2 alpha (gene PIP4K2A). Gene Ontology annotation, biological process: phosphatidylinositol metabolic process. The coding region runs from base 155 to 1375 and encodes 406 amino acids. The transcript has 10 exons. Lineage: Eukaryota; Metazoa; Chordata; Mammalia; Eulipotyphla; Erinaceidae. Gene Ontology annotation, molecular function: phosphatidylinositol kinase activity. The record is from RefSeq and is a predicted model, not a curated record.